This is a messenger RNA of Thunnus maccoyii (southern bluefin tuna), 2968 nucleotides long. RefSeq names its product docking protein 3 (gene dok3). Bases 271 to 1896 code for a protein of 541 amino acids. Gene Ontology annotation, cellular component: cytoplasm. The record is from RefSeq and is a predicted model, not a curated record. NCBI's taxonomy places the organism in Eukaryota, Metazoa, Chordata, Actinopteri, Scombriformes, Scombridae. Gene Ontology annotation, biological process: cell surface receptor protein tyrosine kinase signaling pathway; positive regulation of MAPK cascade. The transcript has 5 exons.
ACUGUCAGAAUAAUGCAAAGGGAAGUUUGAGUCAAGCAACACACAAGCUGUGUCCUUUUCUUUUGCAACAGUGAAGUUGCAGAGAUCAGAGAUAUCUUGACUUUUGCCCAUGUUCGAUGAACAGAAUGAACAUGCUGAUGACGUAGUGGAAACAGUUAUUCAAGUGGUGUAGAAAACCUCACUAUAUCAUCUAGGCUACCGAAAGUUUGACCACAGAACAACAACAGCUGUUGUAGUAGAGAGAGUGAUUUACAGACGAAGCUUACAAGCAUGGAUGUCAUCUUCAAGGAGGGCAUGCUGUACCUUCAGGGGGUCAAGUUUGGAAAAAGAACGUGGCGCAAAAUAUGGAUGGUGCUUUUUAAACCCAGCCCCUCAGGUGUUGGCCGGCUGGAGUUCUAUACUGUGGUUGAUAACAUGGCUAUUACUGAACAGAGGAAGACCAGCCGGCUGAAAACGCCCGAGAGAAAGGUGGUGCGUCUAAGUGACUGCCUCAGUGUCAGCCCUGCUCCAAAGGAGUCUUGCCCCCGCGGGUGCACGGCCUUCUACUUGAACACCACACAGUCCAAAUACACCCUCGCCUCAAUGACAAGCGAGGAUUGGCUGAGCGCCCUCUGUCUUCUAGCCUUCCAGAAGGAUCCUGGAGAGUCAGACAAAGGGGGUUUCGAGAGAGGAAAUGACUUGACCAUGGAGGACAAUGAUCUUUACUCAUCUUGGAAAGCCGAUCAGACCCCUCAUCCAAACUGCUACAAAGUGACUGUCCAGAGCACAGAGGCGUCGAGGAGGUGCAAGUUGGCCGGAGACUAUCUGAUCUCCACAGACAAUGAGGCUGUGUUACUGCUCGCCGUCAAAACUGGUCAGACCAUCUACAACUGGCCAUACAGGCUCUUACGCAAAUUUGGACAAGUUGAGGGGGGAUUCAGCAUUGAAGCAGGCCGUCGCUGUGACUCAGGAGAAGGAAGGUUCAUCUUCCUGUCCUUGAACGGUCCCCAGAUCUUCGCGACUAUAUCCAGGCAGUGCUCCGUUGAGAAGCAGCCCGCUGCCCAAUCACUCAGUGUCGAUGGAAGAUCAACAUGUCGCAUGUCUCUUCCCAACUUACCGAGCAUGAUCAGCCAAGCCGCUGGUCCUUCUGAUUCCAGUCCUGCAGAGGCAGACUCAGAUGAUGAUUCUGACAGCCACUAUUCAACUAUUGACCCCUCUCAAUUUAAUGUAAAGCAAUCAUCUCUUUUUCGUCCUCAUCUCACUAACAGUAAGGAAGCUGUGCAAGAAGAAAGCGAGGAUGAGGAUGAGGAAGAACAGUAUCAUUCCGUGGAGGCUUUUAACAUGGAUAGUGACAUGGAUGACAGCAUUUAUUAUAACGUGGCGAGAUCCACGCCACCUUUGAUUAGAAAAUAUCAGUUCAUGCCUGCAAGAGAGGAUUCAGAGUGCAUCUAUUCAGACUUGAAAUUAGUUGAGUACCCCUCAGAUUCCCAGCUGCAGCCUUACUCCUCACCCCUUCCUCCGCCUGUGCUCCCGCCUGUGCCCCCGCCUCUUCCCCCGCCUCUUCCCCCGCCUGUGCCCCCACCUUUGCCCCCACCUUUGCUCCCACCUGUGCCCCCGCCUGUGCCCCCGCCUCCUCCCUGUAACCUGCCCCAACCCGCUACUUACGCUCUACCCAAGCCCCGAUACCAGCUCCAGCCCCCUGUGAGUAACUACAUCCAGCCAGGGUACAAUGCACAGGCUCAGCCAGUGGAUGACAUGGAUGAGAUGGAGGAGGCCACCAGCUCCUCUACGCGUGUUAACCCAACAGAGGCCCCUGGCAGUUUUAAACACAGGCUGGCAGAAAUCAUUUCAAAGGACCUGGCGAAGUUCCAGCCUCCUCUCCCUUCUGGAGGGGGCAGCCCCCCAUAUUCUCUGUAGGCUAUUAGUUAACAGACAGACUGGAAGGAGCAAUUUUAAGCAUGAUAGAUAGUCAUAAAGCAUAAUUAGCUUCAGCUUCUUCUUUCCCUUUUGAUUUCUUUAAAAAUCCCUUUCACUGGGAACACAUUGAAAGGCAUCAGAGUUUGGUUCUUAUACAUUCUUACAGUGAUCUAUGUUGUAUGAAAGAUGCACCUUAAAUACAUUUUAUUGUGUGGAUUGUUGUUGCAAAAAGAGGAUUCAUUUAAUGUGGUUCUUUACUGCUGUAAUGUUAGAAAAAAAGAUAUAGAUUGAUACAGUAUCUUUAGUGUGAAGUUGACAUCAGAUAAGCUGAAUGGACAACUGACUGAUGGACUGCUUCAUAAAGGAGAUCCAGGUGAAGAACAUUUUAUGGCAACAGCUUUGGGAAAAUUAUGUUUCUUUAUAAGAGUCAGUUACACAACAUCUUUUGGAUUCACCUCCUCUAGUUUAUGUUUUUUGCUUCCAUAUCUUAGCUUUCUUAACAUAAAGACAGUUUAUCUCAUAUAAAUCAACAGUUUAUAUGGUCGAAAUUCCAAGAGCCCAAGUCUUGUUAUGUAUUUGUGUUAUAUGGGACACUUGAAUCUGUUUGUUGAAUUAUUGAAAUUGAACUGCAAUGUAUUGCUGACUGAAAUGUGAAAUACACACAAUUUAAAACACACAGAUUUAUGUCUCAAAUAUAUCUUUAUUGUAGCAAAAAAACAUCCUCAUAAAAUACCCCAUAUACAUAAAUACCAAAAUAAUUGUUUUUAAUUUAGACAAAAUGUCACCAAUGACACUGAAAAUGUCUUUAGUGAUGGUUCAGUUCAUAUAAAGUGCAAAAACAGGCUGUAAGAGUUCAACUUGGCCUUGAGAGAGAAUGAAUUCAAGAUCUUAGUAGGUGUGUUUAAGUUUUACCUGGAGUGUUUUUUUCAUUUGGCAGAGCAACAUCUACUGUAAGCUAUGACGGAAGAAUAUAGUGUAUGACUAUCUCAUGUAUGAGCAACAUUUCUACAAGCUGUAAUAUUUGGUUAACCUGACACUUCCUAUAACAGAAACUGACAGUUAGUGGUGUCUA